UCAAUCAAACUUCCUCUCCCUCAACGCCUUACCGAUGAUGCUGGAGUCCUGUGAAAGUCAGCAAGUUCCGUAUGAUUGGCGGGAAAAUUGACCCCAAAACAUCCAUCCCUGAAGCUGUAGAGUAUUAUGGUACCUCCUUCAGAGAUGACAUCAUAAAGAAGAAGAUCAUGUUUCGACAUGUGCCUCAACCGGACGGGACAGUCAGGGAUGAGAUAGAAUACGUCGAUUAUAAUACGAUGAAAUGGUACGUUGUCAGUGAAGGCGUUUGCACGGAACAUGACAUCAAAUUUCCCAUGCCGAAUCCGUGUGUUCCACCCAAUGCUACUUACACGGGGGACUCCGUGUUGGGAGAGGAAGGGCAUGCGCAGGUCCGUCUUCAUCAUUACAACCUGGAUUGGAUGGACUUCCGGGGUUACAAUAUACGAAUUGCUACGGAUGCGCGCACAUGUGAUGUCAUAAUGGAAACAGAUUAUGGGGACGUAGAUGGAGCAAAAACAAUGUAUACGUACCUUUUCUCUGAUCACGUGUCACACAUUGAAGACUACAGUGUCCUUGAUCUACCUGCUCCGUGCCGCCAUUUUGCGCCGAAGCAUAACUAGUUGCCAGAAGCGACGAUUGCCAUUUAGUGUAAUA
Molecule: messenger RNA, 633 nt
Organism: Saccostrea echinata
Lineage: Eukaryota; Metazoa; Mollusca; Bivalvia; Ostreida; Ostreidae
Exons: 6
Coding region: 72-599 (175 amino acids)
Biological process (GO): cell-matrix adhesion
Cellular component (GO): lysosome; extracellular region
Molecular function (GO): calcium ion binding
Source: RefSeq, a predicted model, not a curated record